Messenger RNA from Penicillium paradoxum, 1224 nucleotides. RefSeq names its product Bicupin oxalate decarboxylase/oxidase. Gene Ontology annotation, cellular component: cell wall. The transcript is spliced from 7 exons. NCBI's taxonomy places the organism in Eukaryota, Fungi, Ascomycota, Eurotiomycetes, Eurotiales, Aspergillaceae. Gene Ontology annotation, biological process: oxalate metabolic process. Bases 1 to 1224 code for a protein of 407 amino acids. The record is from RefSeq and is a predicted model, not a curated record.
AUGAAGUCGCAAGGCCUCGCGCUUUUCGGACUAUUUGUCUCUUCUGCCUUUGCAGUUCCUGGAGUAAAGAGGCAUGGGGAUGGCAGCGACCAGCCGAUUAGUGGUGCCAAAGGAGCCCCGAUCCUAGGCGGAACAAACAAGGAACUUGAUCUCCAGAACCCAGACCAAUUCCGCCCGCCCAGUACCGAUAAUGGCUUUGUUCCCAAUGUCAAGUGGAGCUUCUCUGAAUCUCAAACCCGACUUUUCCCAGGUGGUUGGUCUCGAGAGCAAGUAAUUCAGGACUUGCCCCAGAGCCAUGAUAUUGCGGGCGCUCAGCAGCAUCUGAAAAAGGGCGCUAUUCGCGAACUACACUGGCACCGCACGGCCGAGUGGGGAUUUGUCUACAAUGGUUCCCUCCUGAUUUCCGGCGUUGACGAGAAAGGCAGUUUUACAACUGAUGUUCUUGAAACUGGUGAUAUUUGGUAUUUCCCAAAAGGUGUGGCGCAUAACGUCCAGGGUCUAGACGAGGAGAACGAGUAUCUCCUCGCGUUUGACGACGGUGACUUUGAGAAGAUUGGAACCACCUUUAUGGUCGACGAUUGGAUUACCCACACCCCCCGAGACGUUCUUGCAAAGAACUUCGGUGUUGAUCCCAAGGUUUUCGACUCGGUCCCCUCCAAGUUCCCUUAUAUCCUCAAUGGCACAGUGAGCAAGGACCUCGAGAAGGCCCCUGAGGGUAACUUACGAGCUGACAAUUCCUACGUCUACCACACCUACAAACAUCCCUCGGAGCCUGUUCCUGGCCAUGGUGGAACCUUCCGCAAGAUCGAUUCGACAAACUUCCCGAUCUCCAAAACCCUUGCUGCUACAAUUGUUGAGCUGGAGCCGAAGGGACUCCGUGAGCUCCACUGGCAUCCUAAUGCCGAGGAAUGGCUUUAUUUCCACCAAGGCCAUGCUCGCGCAACCGUCUUUAUUGGUGAUUCCAAGGCCCGGACUUUCGAUUUCCAAGCAGGCGAUACAGCUGCCUUCCCCGAUAACAGUGGUCACUAUAUUGAGAACACAUCUGAGACCGAGAAGCUUGUUUGGAUCGAGCUAUACAAGAGCGACCGUGUCGCCGAUAUCUCUCUGGCUCAGUGGCUGGCUUUGACUCCUGCUGACACUGUUGCCAACGUCUUGAAUGUUGAUAUUGAAGUGAUCAAACAGAUCAAGAAGGAGAAGCAGGUUCUUGUUCAGGGCAAGAAAUAA